Prionailurus viverrinus (fishing cat) is the source of this 3801-nucleotide messenger RNA. It is a transcript of the gene KCNC3, whose product is annotated as potassium voltage-gated channel subfamily C member 3. The record is from RefSeq and is a predicted model, not a curated record. Lineage: Eukaryota; Metazoa; Chordata; Mammalia; Carnivora; Felidae. Gene Ontology annotation, molecular function: protein binding; delayed rectifier potassium channel activity. Gene Ontology annotation, cellular component: neuronal cell body membrane; dendrite membrane; voltage-gated potassium channel complex. Gene Ontology annotation, biological process: protein homooligomerization; potassium ion transmembrane transport.
GUCCCCAUACCCGUUCUGUACUCUCUUAGCCCUGCCCCAACCCCGCCUAGGCUGGUUGCUUUCAAGCCUCUUAGAGCCCCAGUACUCCCCUAGUCUCGUCUUCCCACAGUCCAUUCAAGACGGUUUCUACCAUUUGUAGAUCCCACCCACCUUCCUCGGUCUCAUCCAUCCAUCCUGACACUCCUUUUCCCGGCCCAGCCCUGUCUGACCAGGCCAAGCUUGCAACCCCGGCCCGACCCCUUCCUCGCUUCGUUCCCUUUCUUAGUCCUAGGCAGACGCUCUCAGGUUUCUAGGCCUCGCUUAUAUCCUCUCCUGCUCACUGGGUCUCAGUCCCUAUUCCUCCUUUCUGUCCAGCCUAGUGCCAUUUCGCGCGAAAGUACGGUCUAUUCUUCAUUUCCAGUUCCCGCCCCUCGUUCAGUCUCGCCCCCUCACUACCCAGCCCAAUUAGGACUGUUUCUAACUUUCCUAGGCCCUGCCUCUUCUUAAGAUCCGCCCUGCCCCGACAAAGCAAAGUUAGGGGUCCAACCCGGCUGUCUCCAUCUGUCCCUCCCCACAGGCUCCAGGUUGCCGGCUCUUUAGAUCCUUUCUCUGUCCAAUCAGGACCGUCUCCCCCAUGCCAGUCAGAAGUCUUUAAGUAGUUUGGACUUGUCCACUUCCUCUGCUCCGCCCACUCCUUUCUUCAGUUCAAUCAGAUCUCUUUCUCAUAUCUAGUCCCAUCCCCUCAGUUAGCUGCCCGUCCUGCCCAUUUGGCACCUCGCUCGGACCUCCCCUUCUCUCGGAAAGACCCAAUCGGUGUGUUUCACCUGCAGCCCCGCCCCGAGCAGCUAGGCUGUGUGGAGUCCCUGUCCUUCCCCCUGCCUCAGCCCCGCCCUAGCGUCCCCAGACCAAUCAGCUCUGUUCCGCCCCCACCGAGGCCCCGCCCCCUCCACCCGUCGCUUCUUCCACCCAAUCACGCCUGCUUCUCCUCCUGCAGCCCCGCCCCCGACGCCCCGCCCCUUCAGCCCCGCCCCCCGUCCAAUGCUGAGCUCAGUCUGCGUCUCGUCCUUCCGCGGGCGCCAGGGGGCCAGCAAGCAGCAGCCGGCGCCACCGCCGCAGCCGCCCGAGUCCCCGCCGCCGCUGCCCCCGCCGCCGUCACCGCCGCCGCUGCAGCAACAGCAGUUUGCGCAGCCCGGCUCCGCCGCGUCCCCGGCGGGCCCCCCGGCACCCCGCGGGCCCGGGGGCCGGCGCGCCGAGCCAUGCCCCGGGCUGCCGGCGGCGGCCAUGGGGCGGCACGGCGGCGGCGGUGGCGACAGCGGCAAGAUCGUGAUCAACGUGGGCGGCGUGCGCCAUGAGACGUACCGCUCGACGCUGCGCACCCUGCCGGGGACGCGGCUGGCCGGCCUGACGGAGCCGGAGGCGGCGGCGCGCUUCGACUACGAUCCCGGCGCCGACGAGUUUUUCUUUGACCGGCACCCGGGAGUCUUCGCCUACGUGCUCAACUACUACCGCACAGGCAAGCUGCACUGUCCGGCUGACGUGUGCGGGCCUCUUUUCGAGGAGGAGCUCGGCUUCUGGGGCAUCGACGAGACCGACGUGGAGGCCUGCUGCUGGAUGACCUACCGGCAGCACCGCGACGCCGAAGAGGCGCUCGACUCCUUUGAGGCUCCGGACCCUGCGGGCGCAGCCAACGCCGCCAACGCCGCUGGCGCCCACGACGCGGGUCUGGACGACGAGGCGGGCGCGGGCGGCGGCGGCCUGGACGGCGCGGGCGGCGAGCUCAAGCGCCUUUGCUUCCAGGACGCGGGCGGCGGCGCCGGGGGGCCGCCAGGGGGCGCGGGCGGCGCAGGCGGCACGUGGUGGCGCCGCUGGCAGCCCCGCGUGUGGGCGCUCUUCGAGGACCCCUACUCGUCGCGGGCCGCCAGGUAUGUGGCCUUCGCCUCCCUCUUCUUCAUUCUCAUCUCCAUAACCACCUUCUGCCUGGAGACCCACGAAGGCUUCAUCCACAUCAGCAACAAGACGGUGACGCAGGCCUCCCCCAUCCCGGGGGCUCCACCGGAGAACAUCACCAACGUGGAGGUGGAGACGGAGCCCUUCCUGACGUACGUGGAGGGCGUGUGCGUGGUCUGGUUCACCUUCGAGUUCCUCAUGCGCAUCACCUUCUGCCCGGACAAGGUGGAAUUUCUCAAGAGCAGCCUCAACAUCAUCGACUGCGUGGCCAUCUUGCCCUUCUAUCUCGAGGUGGGCCUCUCGGGCCUCAGCUCCAAGGCUGCCAAAGACGUGCUGGGCUUCCUGCGGGUCGUCCGCUUCGUCCGAAUCCUGCGCAUCUUCAAGCUCACGCGCCAUUUUGUGGGGCUGCGCGUGCUGGGCCACACGCUCCGCGCCAGCACCAACGAGUUCCUGCUGCUCAUCAUCUUCCUGGCGCUGGGCGUGCUCAUCUUCGCCACCAUGAUCUACUACGCGGAGCGCAUCGGCGCCGACCCCGACGACAUCCUGGGCUCCAACCACACCUACUUCAAGAACAUCCCCAUCGGCUUCUGGUGGGCCGUGGUCACCAUGACGACCCUGGGCUACGGAGACAUGUACCCCAAGACGUGGUCGGGGAUGCUGGUCGGGGCACUGUGUGCCCUGGCGGGGGUGCUCACCAUCGCCAUGCCCGUGCCCGUCAUCGUCAACAACUUUGGCAUGUACUAUUCGCUGGCCAUGGCCAAACAGAAGCUGCCCAAGAAGAAGAACAAACACAUCCCCCGGCCCCCGCAGCCCGGCUCCCCCAACUACUGCAAGCCCGACCCCCCUCCCCCGCCGCCCCCGCACCACCCCCACCACGGCAGCGGCGGUAUCAGUCCUCCGCCACCCAUCACCCCGCCCUCCGUGGGGGUGACUGUGGCCGGGGCCUACCCAGCGGGCCCCCACACGCACCCCGGGCUGCUCAGGGGAGGCGCGGGGGGGCUCGGGAUCAUGGGGCUGCCUCCUCUGCCGGCCCCCGGGGAGCCUUGCCCGUUGGCUCAGGAGGAAGUAAUUGAGAUCAACCGCGCAGAUCCCCGCCCCAAUGGGGACCCUGCAGCAGCUGCGCUUGCCCACGAGGACUGCCCAGCCAUCGACCAGCCCGCCAUGUCCCCGGAAGACAAGAGCCCCAUCACCCCUGGCAGCCGUGGCCGCUAUAGCCGGGACCGAGCCUGCUUCCUCCUCACCGACUACGCUCCUUCCCCUGAUGGCUCCAUCCGGAAAGCCACCGGUGCUCCCCCACUGCCCCCCCAGACUGGCGUAAGCCAGGCCCCCCAAGCUUCUUGCCCGACCUCAACGCCAACGCCGCAGCCUGGAUAUCCCCCUAGCGGACGAACCCCUUCCCCCCGGGCUCUUGUCACCGCCUGAGACCUCGCGAGACCCUCGGUCCCCCCCUGCCCCUUCCCCCCAGGUUACGAGAAAUCCCGCAGCCUGAGCAGCAUCGCGGGCCUGAGCGGGGUGUCCCUGCGCCUGGCGCCCCUUGCCACUCCCCCUGGCUCUCCCAGGGCCGCCCGCCGCGCUCCCCCAACCCUGCCCUCCAUCCUCUAACGCUCCCCUCCCCCCCGUGGGGGGACUGGGGGUGACAGGGAAGAAGGUCAAAGGAGCUGGGGGUGGGGGGUGGGGGAAAGGGUUUUUUUAAAAAAUCAAAAAGUCAUUAAUAAUAUGCAACCGAGACGACGACGCCAGCAGACACCCCCGGACCCCUCACCCCCACCUGGGUCCCCAGGAUGGAGGGGGAGGAGCCAAACUCCAGCCCCCACCCACCUCUCCCCCCUCCUCUCCCCCCAAUAAAGCCUUCUCAGGUCUCCAUGAGCCAUAGGA